This is a messenger RNA of Bombus terrestris (buff-tailed bumblebee), 5111 nucleotides long. RefSeq lists its product as uncharacterized. The record is from RefSeq and is a predicted model, not a curated record. Bases 3804 to 4550 code for a protein of 248 amino acids. The transcript has 8 exons. NCBI's taxonomy places the organism in Eukaryota, Metazoa, Arthropoda, Insecta, Hymenoptera, Apidae.
UUUUAUACUGUUAAACAGAGAAAAAUGAAAAAAAAAUGAAACAAGAGAAAAGUGACAGAAGGAAAAGGAAAUAGUCAGAGUCACGGUUGGCACGAGAUAUUAGAGCCUAAGAGGAAAUGGAAAUCCUGGCAACACCUGGCAACCUGUCCGUAGAACCUGAGCGAUUGGAAGCAAGAUAGUUGGCCAGGUGUUACUGACCAAAUAAAUAACGACCCGUCUAGGGUAUGAAUUACUUCGACACUGUUUACAUAAAAAGCGGAGAAGGGAGGAAGAGGAACGCAAGGAAUUUUUUGAAACCAUAAAAAUAGUCGCGAAGCUGGGCAUAAUCGUCACAGACGAUACGAUAGGAAACAAAGAGAUCACUUGAAAAUCUACGUAGUGUUGAGUGAGUUUUAUCAUUACCACCUGCUGACAAGAUCUGCAAUCGCUUAGUUUCCAACCCAAUACGAACAGAAAGCUAAGAAAAGGAAGAUGAUAUGUAAAAUACCAAAGAUCUCGUAAUAGCGAGAUUAAGCAAGAAAUUUCGAGGAUCGGGCAAUACCACCGAUGCAAUUAAAUUGUAAAUAGGAUACUAUAUCGUAUCGUAACAUACCGUUACUAUCGUUAAAUUCACGCACAUAUGAAUUAUAUUGAAACCGAGUAAAUUAUGCGCAUAAGUAAUUCCCGUCACAAAUCGAUAACUUGCUACAAUCUCUUAAUAAAUUUCGUUAGUUGAUUCUUCCUCUAGUAAAAACACGAAAAAUUGGCAAAGAAGAUACUCGAGCAGAAACUCAUAUGUUGUUUCUUAAAUUCAUCAACUUAGGAGCAAAAGAAAAGGGAAAGAAGGGAGGAAAAUAAGAAAGGUAGAGAAACAGCUAAUAAAAUCCCUGAUCGGGUUGCAACAUUAUUCCACGAACGUGGUACGAUGAUUAAGAUCACGCUUCGAGGUAAGUGACCAGGUUUACUCGCAUAUUUUGUCACGGAUCGCAGAAUUUAGGGCCAGUACCGCGGCGAUCGCUUUUGCAACUUUCGCCGUCGCUUAACGAUCCUCGUAAAAACCGCAGGAAUCGCCACGACCGACUCUUUCUCCCUUCUUUCAUCCCCUUCCUUCGCCGUUGUACCAAUACUUCAAUCUUCAAUGGUGGAGGAACAUCGAACUCACACGAUCUCAGUGGAUCGUUCUCUUGGGACAAUUGCUUUUUACGUGGCCACUUUGUCGUUCCGAUCGAUUAGCAUAGCUACCAACGAUUGGCUGGUAGUAAAAGUGAAUAUUUACUUCGUGAAGUUUAUUAGCGGAAUCGCGAUUAGUAUUCAAACGUCGACAACUCGGAGAUAAUUGCACGUGUACGUCAUUGCUGGGAACGUGUCUAGUUCGAUUAAAGUCGAACGUUGGUUCUGACAACAAGAAAAGAAAAAAAUGUAUUCAAAAUUGUGAGAAUGGCUCGAUUGUUUGUUUAGGAAACAAGGCUUACAGCUUUUGCUGAAGUUUAAUCGAAUUUAUUUUGGUUUGGGGAUUUUUGGUAAAUCAGAGGCUAAAAUUAGCUGAGAUCGAACGAAGAAAAAGAGCCAAAAUACUACGAACUAAUAGUUACCCGCAUAAUUCUUAUUGUCCUACACGCAAAAAUUGUUAUUAACCGAUAUGUGGCAAAAUAUAUCCUAAAUCAAUGGCAAUAUCUGUAAACGACAAUGGUAGGGCUUUCUGGUUCACUUAAGUCUUGGACAUUGUUCGAUUUGUUAUGCAAAAGUAACAGGCUGUUGUAACGAUUGUUAAUUGUUAUGCCCUUGGUACAAUGUAUUGCUGUUAUUGCAACCCUGUGCGAUUUAAAAAACGUGAUAUCAAUUUAAAUAAUCUGAUAUGCACAGGGAAUUCAUUUAAUAUAAUAAUUAAUAAUAUAUGAUAAUUGGAAAUUUGCAACUGUGUUUCUUUCAUUGACUCGGAAGACAAGUUUUUUUGGUUUCCUCGAAGUCUUAUUUUCAGAAUUCUUCCCUCUUUUGAGAGGUUUUUGACAAUUAAUGGCAUAGUAAUAGCGUUAAUAAAUAAAGAUUGUUUUUGUUUUAUAAAAGGCGUAAAAUGCGUUUUUCUUCCAGAAUGCUUUUAUUAAUGUGAUUCUUCCUCUUCUGCCAAAGGCAAAAAAAUUAAUGUACGUGGUACUAGUAGUUCGAGUAUUAUUUGCAUUUCAGGAUGUGACGAGUUAAUCGUCGCGCGUUUUGCAAUUAAAAUUAUCUUCAAGUAUCUCCAUGUUCAUCAUAAAUUUUCUAUCUCUAUCGUGGUCCAUAGAAUUUUUCAAAUCCCACGUCCCCAUAAAUCAUCCAUGACCUUUCCUCCUUUCACCCGUUUAUUCUUCCAUUUCUUUAUUAAUUUAUUAAAUCCCUGGAUGUAGCAAGGAGCUACAAAAACCUACAUAACCAAGUAACCUAAAUGAAAAUAUGACGUAACGUUUACCGUGAUUUACAACUGUUUACAAGUUUUUACUCGGUUCGUCAAUUUCACUCGCACAACAUUCCUAGUUCCCUGCAAUGAAUGCGUAUACACUUGCAACUGUACAUUCUUCACGUUAUAAUUCUCGUAUCUGUUAUUACACAAUGAAUUCUUAAGAUAAAGUUACACGUUUUAUACGCCUCUCUCUGUUCAGAAUGAUUUGUAUUGCAAAUUUGUUAUUUUUAUUUUGAUAGUAUUUCUUCCCCAUUCAGUAAUAACUUUUUCUUUGAUUAACUUACCAUAUGGAAUAUAAUUUUUAUUAUUUACACGUGUUUUUAGUACCAUUUUCAAUUACAAGCAUCAACAACCCCUUCCAAGAGGAGACAAACAAACUACGAUCACAGAACCUUAAGAAUUCCGUAAAUUCGAGCUGCUAAUUUCUACGUUUCUUAAUUUAAUAUCUUCCCUCGAUGUUCUUUUACUUCAAAUCUCCCGAAACGUUUCAAUUUUUUCGUCGCUCAAACGCUCCAAACUAUCUACACUUAAAAACUCCAAUCUUCAUUCUCCUGAAAUUAUCCAUGCCUAGCCACCCUCUAAAAUUCCUAGUCCGCCUUUGGCCGUUAAAAGCCGAAAAUCAUCCCAACCGCACGAACCAUAAACUGUCGAAACACUUGAAAAAUGCCUACCCUAAAAGUCUCCCACUUUCACUCUGCCCUAAUUUCCCUUGAGAAUUCUAAAUCUCCCCUUAAUUAUUAAAAUACCAAAUAAUAAAUAAAAUAUGAAUUAUUAAAAUACGAAAAUCUGGCGAAACAAUGUUUCGUCAAGAGAAUCAUCUUGCCCGAACGAUCCACCGCCCCUUGACUCUCCGCUCUUCUACCGUAACCACCACCUAUCUAACUCUUUGAACUCUCGAUCUUCCACCAAACUGCUCUAACGUGUUCACUGCGGCGCGGUUUUCAAAUUCAAAGGAAGCAAGAUUAGGAAACGCGGAUAAACAACUAGUGGCAACCCGUUCGUCGCGAUAGUUGCCACGUUCCGGCAAACUGGAAAGUGGAGUGCGCAGUCCGCUUGUUCGGUAGCGGCGAACGAGAAAGUUCUGGAAAGCCGCGACAGUGAACGCGUUAGAGAUAGAACUCGAGCAUCGAGUGAGUCGUGAAAAUCGCGAAGAAAGACGGAUGGAUGGAGGCAAAAGGCGAUUCGACUGCGUGCAACACCGUUCUCCAGAAGUUAGCAUCGGUGUGGCGCGAGCCACGGGGCUGGACCAAUGACCGACAAGUGGCACGAGGUAAUCAGCAUGCUUAAUGCGAUAAGGCAAUCCCUGCAGUCCUGUCCGGGGAUCGUGGCUUUACAUAUCAUCCCCGUCUUUCGAUCGGUUAGACGCCAGAGAACCUGCUGACCGGCCGUGAUGUACGCUCUUCUUGUGCGCCUUUGCUUAACAGCGACUCUGUUCUCCGCAGUCUUUGCUGUUUUGCCGUCUUACAUAAAGCCGUGCAAGAAGAGCGAUCCAGAUAUCAACAAAUGCAUCACCAGGUCCAUCGAUCAGCUUCGUGAUAAAUUAUCAGUUGGGAUACCAGAACUCGGCGCACCAGCCAUCGAACCCCUAAACCUCAAACAAAUUCGUCUGUCUCGAGGACCAGUCGGAGCGAGGCUCGACGUCAAUCUCACGGAUUUGCGGGUGUUUGGUCCAUCCUCGUUCAAUAUCCGGGACCUUAAAGCUGACGUAGAGAACGUGGUCUUCACGUUCAAGGUGAAUUUCGAUAAGUUGAGCUUUCAGGGGAAGUACCAGAUCGACGCAAGGCUGCUUUUGCUGAAAUUGACAGGGCAGGGUGAUAUCACUGGAUCUUUCACCAAUUAUGAUUCGGACGUCGUCCUACGAGCACGCAAAGUGCACAGAGAUAACGACGUCUACCUUAAUUUUGAGAAGAUGAAGAUGAAGAUCAAAAUCGGCAAGGCGCAUUUAAAUCUCAGUAAUUUGUUUGGCGGCGAUACUGUUCUUGCCGCUACCACCCACGAGUUGUUAAACAACAACAACGCUCUAUUUCUGGACGAAAUCACACCGGUGCUGGAAACAUCGCUGGCAACACUUUUCACGGACGUGGCCAAUAAAAUCACAAAGACUUUCACGUACAAAGAACUAUUUCCGGACGAUUAAACUGUUUAAAUCGUUAAGAUUCGGUUCCGAUAAUCUUGUAAAAAUUUGUACAGCUACUUUUGUUAUCUUUUAUUGUCAAUAUAUAUUCAUACGGGCAUACAUUUUCAUUUUAUAUUUUAUAAACGAAUAAAAGAACACAUUUCGAUAUUAUUAUCUUGUUAAAGAAUUAUGAACGAGUAAUUGGAAAAUAAAAUAAAUAUAUAAAGUUUGGAAAAGCAUUUAGGCGUGCUUCUAAAAUUGGUGUAGAUCGUAUAUUAUUAAGUGUUACUGUAAAAUCAAGGUAAGAUAUAUUCAGCUUAAGAUUUAUUAUAACACUUAUUCGGCUUAUUACAAAAGUUUUCAAUGAACGAACGACAAACAAGAAACCAGACAGAAAAUGGUCAACAUGAUACGUAUAGUUGCAAUAAAUAAUUUUACAAUGAAGUUAUGAAAUUGUGUAAUUACGUUCUAACAUGUCACAUGAUUUGUACAAAAUUAGGCGAAUAAUUUUAAAUGUACAAAGUAAUGUUCAAUUGUAACGAAACAUUUUGCCCCAUGAAUAAUAAAAUUUUAUCAAAAGAU